This is a messenger RNA of Perca flavescens (yellow perch), 1194 nucleotides long. RefSeq names its product ELMO/CED-12 domain containing 1 (gene elmod1). The coding region runs from base 69 to 1076 and encodes 335 amino acids. Lineage: Eukaryota; Metazoa; Chordata; Actinopteri; Perciformes; Percidae. The record is from RefSeq and is a predicted model, not a curated record. The transcript has 10 exons. Gene Ontology annotation, molecular function: GTPase activator activity.
CUCGUCUGUUUUCUGUUUUCAGGUUAUCAAUCAACACAAACAAAACCGAAGACACCUGAGCGGCCAAUAUGAAGCAUUUUCUGAGAGUGGUGACCCAGUUCUUCGUGUUCCUCUACUGUAAAUGUCUGUGGCGGGGCCUAAAGUUUGUAGCCAGAAAGUUUACCGGGAACUGCGAGCUGCAGCGAAUCUGCUACAACAACAAGCAUGGAGCCCGCAGGACCCUGAAGAUAGAAUCGUCUCUGAGGUUCUCCAAAAAUGAGCUGCUGCAGUCUGCCCUCAGCAUCCAUCCUGAUAAAGUGGAGAAAACCAUUGAAGACAUCAUGGCGUUGAAGAAGAUUAACCCUGACACCAACCCACAGUUGGGCAUCUCUCUCCAGGCCAGCCUGCUGCAGAUUGUGGGCUACAGGAGCCUGGUGGCGGAGGUGGAGAAGCUGCGCAAGGAGCCAUACGACUGUGAAAACCCAGAGCACGAGGACAUGCUGAUGAAGCUGUGGAAGGAGCUGCGUCCUGACACACCUCUCACUGGACGCAUCUCUAAACAGUGGUGUGAGAUUGGUUUCCAAGGCAGCGAUCCCAAGACUGAUUUCAGAGGCAUGGGCCUGCUGGGCCUGCACAACCUGCUAUAUUUCGCAGAACAUGACAAGGCUACUGCUCUGCAGAUGCUCCACGACUCCCUGCAACCAAAGCACAAGUUAGCAUGUUGUGUCCUUCACAGUGAGAUAAACAAGCCUGAAUGGGAACAGAAGAACCUAGACAAAGCUAUUGGAUAUUCCUUUGCCAUUGUGGGCAUCAACAUCACAGACCUGGCCUACUCUCUCCUGGUGACUGGAGCUCUGAAGACCCACCUGUACAAUGUGGCCCCAGAGAUGCCGAGCCUGCUGCACUUCCAGCAGACCUUCUGUUACCUGAUGCAGGAGUUCCACCGUUUCUGGAUCGAGGAGGAUCCCAGCGACAUAAUGGAGUUCAACCGGGUCCGCUCCAAGUUCCACCGGAGGAUCCUGCGCCAGCUGAAGAACCCGGACAUGGCUCUGUGCCCCCACUUCUCCGCCUCCCACCUCCACCUGGUCAACCUGUAAACACACAAUCCCCUGACCUGUGACCCUCCCCACUGAACCCUUCAUACCCCCACGGAGGUCUCCCCUGGAUGUCCGGUAGGCCAACUAAAAAGAAAUCUGAGCACCCUUUACACUAAAC